Messenger RNA from Bombus pyrosoma, 894 nucleotides. Its product is annotated as swi5-dependent recombination DNA repair protein 1 homolog. Gene Ontology annotation, cellular component: Swi5-Sfr1 complex. The transcript has 4 exons. Bases 244 to 771 code for a protein of 175 amino acids. Gene Ontology annotation, biological process: positive regulation of DNA-templated transcription; double-strand break repair via homologous recombination. NCBI's taxonomy places the organism in Eukaryota, Metazoa, Arthropoda, Insecta, Hymenoptera, Apidae. The record is from RefSeq and is a predicted model, not a curated record.
AUUGUAUUCUUUUCCAUAUAUUUUUUUGUGGAAAUAUGUAAUCAUACAAAAAGGUAACAAUUUUUCCCGUUUAUUUGUAAGUAAAUAAUGAUUAUUGUACGAAGAGACGCUAUUAAAUGCACAUACGAUAGCAUCACUUGGCUUUUAGGGACGCCAUGAUCGACAAAUCAUGGCAACACCAGAGUCGUGGUAGCGUCCACCACACCGAUUUCUUUAUAAGAAAAUGAAUAAAUAUCUCUAAACAUGAGUGCUAAGCCAUUGAGAAAUAGUAAAGGUGUAAAUAAACCCUUUCGGUCUCCAUUUAGUACCCCUCAAAAUAAUGAUAAAAAAGAUAACAUAAGUGAACCAGAAACAAGUACAUAUAGAACACCGUUAAAAGUAUCUGUAGCGAAAAGAUUGCUUUUUCAACAAUCUCCUUCUUCCAAAAAAUUAUAUUUAGACACAGAAAAUUGUAACAAAGAGAUUGACAUUGAAGUAAAAGAAAAAUUAUAUCAAACUGAUUUAGAAUUAUUGAGAAAGAGCAUACAGGAAAAGGAAGAAACUAUUAAAAUUUUAAAAACUGAGUUAUCAUAUAAAAAAAAGAACAAAGCAGAAAAUUUAGAAGAUGCUAUAAAAAAGUGGACAGAAUGUUGUCAAAGUGCUCUUAUAGACCAUCAAAAAAUUUUGCAAGGAGAAGGUGGUCAAAUAGUAAAAAUGUCCGAAAUUUUGUCUUCAUUUAACAUUAAUCCUGAUAUAGUUCAUUUCUCUAUUAAUGAUGAUACAUUUUAUUAAUUAAAUAUUAAAAAGGAAAUAUCCUAUAAUAAUUUGUAUUGUAAUUAUUUUAUUUUUAUAUUUUUAUAAUACAUAUGUACAUAUCUUAAAUAAAAAUGGAUCAGUAGAAAUGUGAAUGCCUAC